Molecule: messenger RNA, 3391 nt
Organism: Dissoconium aciculare CBS 342.82
Lineage: Eukaryota; Fungi; Ascomycota; Dothideomycetes; Mycosphaerellales; Dissoconiaceae
Exons: 1
Coding region: 44-2983 (979 amino acids)
Biological process (GO): regulation of DNA-templated transcription
Cellular component (GO): nucleolus
Molecular function (GO): transcription factor binding; rDNA binding
Source: RefSeq, a predicted model, not a curated record
CAAAGAGGCAUUGUGACAAGCUCUCUCUCCUUACAGCAACGAGAUGCCUGCACCGAAACGUCCUCUCAAUGAGGAUUCAAUAGAUCUCGACGAGCAAGUUCAUCCUUCUCGCAGACGAAAGGUCGAGGACGAUGAGGGCCGGGUCGAACUCGCGAAGAUUUUCAACAAUUUACGCGAUGAAAUCCCUAGCGUGCGCUUGGAAGCAACGAAAGCAUUGCUGAAGAAUCUCUCAUCGCAAUCGCCCGAUCAAUCCUCGCGAAUUGAUUAUGCCACAACACGGCUGAUCAAAGGUGUCUGCAGCGGUGCCAAAGCCUCUCGUCCCGGAUUCUCCAUUGCUUUGGCAGAGACUCUGCGCCUGACGUUCGACAAAAAAUCAGAAUCUUCUACCACUAUCACCUCGCUCGUGGAAAAGAUCAUAGCGCUGACCAAUCCUGAAAGCAAGGCGAAGGGCGAAGAGGCUAGAAACUAUCUACUUGGUCGCCAGUUUGCGUACCAAGCUGUCUUGCGUAGCCAGAUUCUUCACUACAUCUCCGAAGACGACACCAAAAUCUUUUUCGAUGCAGUCGCUGAUCUUGCGGUCCACAAGCAAUGGCUACGGACCGAGUGUGCAGCCGGUCUGUGUAACUACCUUGAGAGCGAGACUGCAAUCGCGCAGACGGGCAAGGAAGCACAUAUACUGCUUACAUCUUGGUCGCAAAAAGGCCUGAUGAAGUCACCCGAGGGAGUCGCAUUAUUCUUGACAUGCAAGAAAAAGUUCCCUGAUAGCAAACUGCCCAAGAACUGCUGGCAUCACAAUGAUCCAUUUUCGCCGCAAGAAAGAUCUGUCCUAACUAAAAUCCUCCUUCAAAAUUCUAUCGACGACGACGAUGGUGUCAACAGUGGAGCUAAGUCAUCCGGCGCUCGUCAGAGCACGCCGAACUUUGCAUGGACCGUAGUGCUCGCUCAUCUUUUUGAGGAGGGAGAUGUCAAGCAGUUCUCUCAAUUUUGGUCCGAGUGUGUCGCGAAACCAAUGUUCUCACCAUCUUCAUCGACCGAAAGGAAAGCACUCGGCUUGCAAAUAUUCACAAAGGCCGUGGCCGCAGCCCCCGCAAGCUUGCUCUCGAACAUUGUACAUGCAAAUAUCAUGCAAUGCAUCGUUGACCAACGGGCCAAGUCCGAGCGAUAUCUCUUCGAGGCCACGAAGCAGCCGCUAAACCAAAUCGUCGCUCGUGCAAAGCGAGACAGCGCCGCUGCUGUCGAACUGCUCGAUCAAAUGCUGACGGUUGUCCCUACCACACCUGACAAGCAGAUCAAGACCACUUUUGAGGCUUUGCUGGCCGCUGCAGACCCGCAAGGCUUAACGAGAAUUGUAAAGCGUAUCAGCGACACCUGUUGGCAGCCAGGAACGCAGGACGCGGGCGAGGCGGAAAAGCGGCGUCGGACCCAAGCCGAUCUACUCCUAGCCCUAGUUCGCACCCGAAGAAGUGAGCCUACCCAUUACCUGAAAGAUCCUGAAGGAAAGUCUAAAGCUUCCAAUGUCGCCGAAUGGCUGCAGGCCUUGUUCGGGAACUUGGCCGAGUUGGCGUACGGGUCGGAACGACAAGCCACGUCGCCUCGGCUUUCAGAUUCGAUUCGCGAGGUGUUCCGAGAGAGGCUGACGUCCGCGCUGGGUCACAUCGUCACCUUGCCGCUUAAACAAGCCAUCUGGCCGCCGCGGGUCGUGACAGAAAAAUUGUACGACAUGCGAGACAGCUUAUCAGUCGAUAUUUCCAAGGAUUCGACAAAGCUCCUCAAGCAGGCCCGUAAGGUUCAAAAGGAGACCACAGAAAAAGCCAAGGAUUCUUCCGAAGCAUCACCUGUUGUUAUGCAUGCACUCCAUUUGCUCCUUUCAUUGGGAAUGCUCCAAGUAUAUAAACAAGAAGCCGAUAGCGAGGGAGUCCUCGAAGAUAUCAUUGCCUGCUAUCAAAACGCCGGUGAAAGUGAUGAUUCUUCAACGAUGCUGGUCGAACUACUGUUGAGUUUUGUUUCGAAACCCUCGGCGCUUUUCCGAAAACUUGCCGAGCAGGUUUUCACUGCAUUCUCGCCUGACGUGACGAGCGAAGCACUCGAGUCGAUGAUCGACAUUCUGGGCCAAAAAGAAAGCAUUGCUGGUCAGCAAGAACUGUUUGACCAACAUGAUGACCACGACCAUGCUGGUGAAGGUUCGGACAAGUCCAGCGACAGUGAUGAGGAUUUGGAGGACGCAUCUGAUGUUGAGCUGGUUAACGGAGAGGUCAACGGCGGCGGAAAGGGCGCGGAUUCCGACAACAGUGAGGACGAGGCCGAUGACGAAACCAACGACAACGACGAAGAACAAGCAGCCUUCGACCGCAAGCUCGCCGACGCUUUGGGCACUGCCGGCAUGGAACAAGAUUCUGAAGAUGACGGAUCCGACAUGGACGACGACCAGAUGAUGGCACUCGACUCGCACCUGACCACGAUUUUUCAGGAACGCAAAAAGACCGCCAACCGCAAACAAGAGAACAAGGACGCCAAAGAGAACAUUGUCAACUUCAAAAAUCGCGUCCUCGACCUCCUCGAGAUCUAUGUCAAAGGGCAAUACUCCAAACCAACCGCAAUAGAUCUAAUUCUGCCUCUGACCCAAUUGACCCGCACGACGAGCGGUGGUCCGACGGCAACCAAGGCCUGCAGCGUGUUGGCGCAAUAUUUCGACGCGUGUAAGAAACACCGGAGCCUGCCAGACGGACCUGACGACGACGUUUGCUUCGAAUUGGUCGAGGCACUCAUCGCCGAUGCCCGGCUCGGGGGCUCGAAAACACACGCUAGCGCAUGCUCGCGAUCGCUCCAAUUCCUGGCCAAGCUACUGGUUGCGAGAGAUCCGGCACAUUGGUUGAAGAUUGCGCAGCUGUAUAUCGAGCUUCAGGCCGAAUGGCGGACUGACGCAAAGACCAAGAUUCACAGCAGCGUGCUUAACGAUUGGCAUAGCUGGUCUAUGCAACGAUAGAUGUGAAGUGGACCAAGGCUUGUAAAACAAUAUGAAGAUGUGGAAUGAGCAUAGCUUGCAUAAAAUUCAUGUUCGCGUACAAUUCGUGGAAAUCUAUGUGCUGAUGGACGACCUUUUUUCUCUAUUUCCGCCUCCCGAAUCUCCCUUUGCCUUUGGCUUUGGAGUUCUUGUUCUUGAUAUUCAGUCGCCGGAAAUUAGGAUUGGCCUGGGCGCUGACCAUCCGCUUCUUCGACUUCUUCCCAUCGUCCUGUGCCUUUCCGGCAACGUCUCCGCUUUCCUCGUUAUUUGCAUCAUGAUCCCGUUCAUCGUCUGCAGCACCAGCACCAGCAUCGGCAUCAGCACCUGCAACUUGUGUUUCUUCAACAGCUUCUCCAUCGUCUUCAUCGAUGGUGUGUAGAUCAUCCGUCU